AUGGCGGCGAUGGCGAUCCCCGCAGCCCGCCGCCUCCUCGCGCCCACCCGCCGCCACCGCGCCUUCUGGUCGGCCUCGUGGAGCGCCGACCAGGCGGCCGCCACGGCAUCGGCCCCCUCGUCACCUUCGCCGGACAAGAAGAAAAAGGCGCCGUCAGGGCAGCACCGCCUGGCCUCCGUCAUGGACGCCGUCAACGAGCGCAAGCUCCCUCCCGAGCUCCGCGGCCGCGGCAACGCGGUCAGGUCUGAAACUGACAUAGUAAAUGUUGUGGAACAAAGAAUAUGGCAUUCAAUGGAAGAAGGGCACUUUGAAAAUCUACCAGGGAAGGGCAAACCCCUAAACCUGAAUUCAAACCCUCACGCCGAUCCUGCCGAAGACACCCUUUACAGGAUACUUUCGAAGAACGGUUGCGCCCCUGAAUGGAUUGAGCUGAAUAAGGAAAUCCGUGGCAUGAUUGCGCGCUGGAGGUCAGCAUUAAGGAAGGCUUGGGCAAACCGCUCUGAAGAUGACGGUUCUAACUGGAAUCAUGACUGCAGGAUUCUCCAGGAACAAAUUCGCCAAAUAAAUGAUAAGGUUUUUCGAUACAAUCUGAUAGUGCCGUUUGGACGCCAAAUGUUUGCUCUGAACUGGGACAAGGAGGUGGCCAAAUUGAAGCUGAAGUAAGAACAAUGCACUACGCUUCUAGAACACACUUUCAGAGGCUUGCCCUGGAUUUUGUAGGAUUGACCUGUAACUUAGCAUAUUGAGUAGGUGAUACUUGAAUAAAAGUAUCAAGAAAGUAUAAAUAGUCACACUUAGGCCCAUGAAGCAAUGAGAAUCUAUAUGUAUGUCAUAUGCACAACCUAAACUGAUUUUCUUCAAUGGAACUGAACACUGACUACCGAAAUUCUGUGGCAUGAUAUGUAAGUUGGGGUGAUUCAGGUAGCCGUAAGCCAUUUUCAACAACCGCAAUGGAGCAUGCAAUGUAUGUUUUUUUAAGGGUUA
This is a messenger RNA of Phragmites australis (common reed), 984 nucleotides long. RefSeq lists its product as uncharacterized. NCBI's taxonomy places the organism in Eukaryota, Viridiplantae, Streptophyta, Magnoliopsida, Poales, Poaceae. The coding region runs from base 1 to 663 and encodes 220 amino acids. The record is from RefSeq and is a predicted model, not a curated record. The transcript has 3 exons.